AUGUCUACCAGUUUAAUCGAAGCUGCAAAGAGAGCUGCAGCUAUAGCUGCGGUUAAUGCCCAUGUUAAACAAAUAUUGUCAACGGAUGACUUGCAGCGACAGUGGUUGCAUUGGAUAACACAAUAUCAAAUUCUUGUAAUGUCUUCAAAGAAUAAUCAGGUUGUCGGUAUUGGAAGUGGCUCCACAAUUGUAUAUGCUGUACGUCGAUUAGCUGAGCGAAUGACUGAUGAAAACUUGCAAAUUGUCUGCAUCCCUACGUCCUUUCAGGCCCGGCAGUUAAUUAUAGAAAAUAAGCUGACUUUAAGUGAUCUGGAAAGACACCCUCAACUUGAUGUAGCUAUCGAUGGAGCUGAUGAGGUCGAUGAUUACCUAAAUUGUAUAAAGGGUGGCGGGGGAUGCCACACACUAGAAAAGAUUAUAGCAUCAUCUGCGAAGAAAUUUAUCGUGAUAGCAGAUUACCGUAAAGAUUCAAAGACCCUUGGAGAGAAAGUACUGUGGACUAAAGGCAUUCCAGUUGAGGUACUACCGUUUGCUUAUGCGACAGUUAAAGCAAAAAUUCAUAAAUUUGGUGGAACGCCCGUACUACGAAUGGCGAUUAAUAAAGCAGGACCAGUCGUAACUGAUAGUGGAAAUUUUAUCUUAGAUGUCACCUUUAAUUCUGCUAUGGACUGGUCCAAGACAAAUCAAGAUUUAACCAUGAUACCUGGAGUUGUCGAUACCGGACUAUUUGUCGGAAUGGCCGAAAAGGCCUACUUUGGUAUGGAAGAUGGUAAUGUAAAAUCUAGAGAUCGGCCAACUUAA
Trichoplax adhaerens is the source of this 801-nucleotide messenger RNA. RefSeq lists its product as uncharacterized. Gene Ontology annotation, cellular component: intracellular membrane-bounded organelle. Gene Ontology annotation, molecular function: ribose-5-phosphate isomerase activity. Gene Ontology annotation, biological process: D-ribose metabolic process; pentose-phosphate shunt, non-oxidative branch. The transcript is spliced from 11 exons. NCBI's taxonomy places the organism in Eukaryota, Metazoa, Placozoa, Uniplacotomia, Trichoplacea, Trichoplacidae. The coding region runs from base 1 to 801 and encodes 266 amino acids. The record is from RefSeq and is a predicted model, not a curated record.